Messenger RNA from Nerophis lumbriciformis (worm pipefish), 147 nucleotides. The record is from RefSeq and is a predicted model, not a curated record. Lineage: Eukaryota; Metazoa; Chordata; Actinopteri; Syngnathiformes; Syngnathidae.
CCUCGGCUAGCGUCCGAGCUAGCACCUGUCCCUCGGCUAGCGUCCCCAGCUCCCAGGCUGGCCCCCUCGUCUCCGCCAGCUCCCAGGUUGGCCCCGACCUCUGUCCCUCGGCCGGCAGCACCGGCUUCAGCACCUCGGCCAACUCCU